CUCUCAGCGCCUGGAGGAUUAUGGCUCAGAGCGGCCCGCUGACGCUUGAGGAGGCACAGGGAGGGACUUACCUGCUGCUGCUAUUGUCGGGAACGGCGCUUCCUCCGCCUGCCGCCUCUCCUCUCUCUUUCCCCGAAGGCCGUUCCGAAUUGCGCAUCCUGGAAUCCAUCUAAGUGACCCGGUCGAGGGGGCUGCUUCUUUUCGCCUCGAAAGGAAAACUUUCAGCUGUCCGAACACGCGGAUUAUUAUCAAAUCAGCUGAGACGCGCGUCGAGGGUGUGGUCUUGUGGCGACUAUACCACGGAGGGAAGGGCAGAGUCGCCUCAAACCGCCAGGUGACUGCCCUUGAAGAAUAUUUGGGAAUUACAACUGGUCCAGAAUAUGACUCGCUUAUUUACCAUUUCCUGACAUUGGAAUCAUUUAACACCAAUUCUGUGGACCCUGCAUUGAUUACUGGACACUAUUACAGGGUUGUUAACUAAUGGUGUCUGAAAUUGAUUGGGAUGCUUGUUACAAACCAUCUUCUGAAGACUCUGCAGUCAUGGAUACUUAAUUAAGAUCAGCGAUGUCUAUCCACAUGCUAUGCAGUGAUAUGCUACUCAUGUUGAAAAGGAAAUUUAAUAUGGUCUAGUAGAAUUGACCAUUGAAGAGCUUAUGAUGUCCACAGGUACAAGUGGGAAAAAAUCCCAUCAGGCUGUGAGCCUAGAAGGAGUUGACCCAGAAACAUGCAUGAUAGUAUUUAAAACCCACUGGGCACAGGUUGUAAAAAUUUUAGAGAAGCAUGACCCUUUAAAAAAUAUUCAAGCAAAAUAUGGGACAAUUUCUCCAGAUGAGGCCAGCACUGUGCAGAACUAUGUAGAGCACAUGCUCUUCCUUUUAAUUGAAGAACAGGCAAAAGAUGCAGCAAUGGGACCUAUCCUGGAGUUCGUGGUUACAGAGAAUAUCAUGGAAAAGCUCUUUCUUUGGAGUCUCAGGCGGGAAUUCACUGAUGAGAUGAAAAUUGAGCAACUGAAAAUGUAUGAAAUGCUUGUCACACAGUCUCAUCAGCAGCUGCUGCAUCACAAACCCAUCCUAAAACCAUUAAUGAUGUUGCUGAGUUCUUGCUCAGGAACUACCACACCAGCCGUUGAAGUAGAGCUGGUGAUUCUUCUCAACCAGCUAUGCUCAAUCCUAGCCAAAGAUCCAUCUAUCUUGGAACUUUUUUUCCAUACCAGUGAGGACCAAGGAGCUGCAAACUUUCUAAUCUUUUCUCUCUUGAUUCCUUUUAUACAUCGGGAAGGGACUGUUGGCCAACAGGCCCGUGAUGCAUUACUUUUUAUAAUGUCUCUUUCUUCAGAAAGCUGUGUGGUUGCUCAUCACAUAGUAGAGAAUACUUAUUUUUGUCCGGUGCUAGCAACAGGCUUAAGUGGUCUAUAUUCAUCUUUGCCUACAAAGCUGGAAGAUAAUGGAGAAGAAUGGCACUGUCUUCUAAAAGACGACUGUUUACUUUCGCCAGCUCUUGUACAAUUUAUGAAUUCUUUUGAGUUCUGCAAUGCAGUAAUUCAGGUGGCACAUUCUUUGAUUCGUAACCAGCUUGUGAAUUAUAUUUAUAAUGGAUUUUUGGUUCCAGUUAUGGCCCCAGCUCUCCACAAGGUAACAGUGGAAGAAGUGAUGGCUACAACUGCAUACCUAGAUCUCUUUUUGCGGAGCGUUUCUGAGCCAGCCUUACUCAAGAUAUUUCUUCGUUUCAUCCUUCUGCACCGUCAUGAGAAUGUACAUAUCUUGGACACUCUUGCAAGCCGGAUAAAUACUCCAUUUCAGCUUUGUGUGGUGUCCUUGGCAUUAUUCAAAACACUUAUCAGUUUGCAUUGUGAAGAUGUGAUGUUGCAGCUAGUUUUAAGGUACCUGAUACCCUGUAAUCACAUCAUGUUCAGCCAGAGAUGGGCUGUGAGAGAGAGAGAUUGGUAUUCUGUAUCUGCUGCUAAGCUGCUUGCCUUGACUCCUGUCUGUUGUUCAAGUGGCAUUACUCUGACUUUUGAAAAGCAAGAAAAAGAUUAUAUUCUCUGGAAGAAAAGUAAUCAUGGGGAAGAUUCCACCAAGGAGCCCUCUAGGAAGAGCAUUGCAGAUUCCGCAUGUAUUGUGAAAUAUGGGAAAACUAUUGAUAUCAGUUACCUGCAGUACCUUUGGGAUGCUCAGACUCUCAUACUGCACUGUAUGAAAGAUUGUGAAGUUUGGUCUGCUCCAUACGAUGGGGAAAAUCCCAGUCCACAUACCUUUAUCCAAACUUCGGUUGAAGAAGAUGGUAAAAGCCUAGAUCAGCCUAUUUUCCAACUGCAACACAGAACACCUAGUAAUCAUGUCUCUUCUCAGGUGAGACCAUUGAGAGAAAAGACACAACUGGAGCUGGAAUGGGAUGAUAGUUAUGAUACUGGGAUCUCUCCGGAUUCUGAUACAGGAUCUCUCCAGCAUGAUGACGAGUUUAAUACCCAACCUCCUGCAGAACCCCCAAAGCACAUUCAAGAAAUGAAGAAAAAUGCUAUCAUGUUGAUCAAAGGAUCGUACAUAGAAGAAUCAGACUUUCAGGAUGAUAUCAUGGUCUAUAGGCUGUGCGCUGAAAAGGAUGCACAGGAAGCAGACCGCUUAAAGGAGAAACCUUUAAUCUCAGAAACUGCAGAUGUAGACAAUCCAGAUGCUAUCUCUACCAAUGGCCCUCUAGAAAGUCCCACAUCGGAUUUAAACUUGGAGGAGCGCAAUAUGAAAAAUUUAAACCUGAUCCAACAAGCAAAAGAUGAAACCCAAAGCAGCAUUGAUGGAAUGACUCUGCAACCUGAUUUGGAACAGACACUGUCUUCUCCGGAAGGAGAUCAUAACACUAACAUGAAGUUGUUGAGUCCUGACAGUGAAGAUUUUAUUUCCGAAUGUGAUAACAUCAUUAAAGAAUUGGAUUCAAACUGUACAGGCUUGGUAGAACUGAAACUGCUGAUUCCUGAUCCGGUAUCCCCUAUUGAAGAGGAAGAAGAUUUUGAAAACUUUUCAGCAGAUACUCCAUCAGCAGAAAGUGUGCCCUCACCCUUUGGGUUAAAAGAUGCCUGGCCCAGCAACCCUGCAAGAGUCCAAAAUAUCCCAUUUACAGGCCCAUUUAUCAGCGUGGUGCUAUCAAAACUGGAAAACAUGUUGGAAAACUCCUUGCAUGUGAAUUUGCUGCUUAUUGGAAUAAUUACUCAUCUGGCCAGUUACCCACAACCUCUUCUUCGUUCCUUUUUGCUUAAUACAAAUAUGGUAUUCCAGCCUAGUGUGCGGUCUCUGUACCAGGUGCUGGCAUCUAUAAAGAAUAAAAUUGAGCAGUUUGCUUCCAUUGAAAAAGAUUUCCCUGCUCUCUUGAUACAAGCACAAAAGUACCUGCUUUUACGAGUAGAUGCACUGGAUAUUCCUUUAGAAUCAUUAACUAAAGACAAUGGACAGCAGAAGAGUGUCACAGAAAAGGUUAAGAACCUCUCAGAGGCAUCCCAAGCCCUCCUCCAGACUUACUUGGGAAAUAAAGCAAGAAAAGGCUCUGGUCUUCCCAACGUCCCCUUGCACAUUCCAAACACCAUCCUUGCGGCAGCCCUCUUCCCAGAGUUUCUCAAGGAACUAGCAGCUCUUGCACAGGAACAUUCGAUUCUGUCCUCUAAAGUAUUGGGUGAUCUUGAGGAUUACUACCCAUUCUAAAACAUUUUAAAAAUGUUCUCACAUUUGUUUUAAAUGCAGAACUACUUACGAAACAAAUUUGACCUUCAUAUUCCUGGUAUUACUUGAUUCAGGAGAAGUUGUUACUUUUUGGGUUGUGUCUCAUUUUCAUAAGAAAUUGAUUAGUAAUGAAGCCAAUACUUUAUUUAUGUCUUUGAUUUGGCUGACUUUCAGGUUUUUUCUUUUACACUUUGCUGUUAUGACCCUCCGGGUUAGAAAGAUACAGUUAUAUGCAAACAAGUAAAAAUCUUUUAUCUCUCUCUCUUUCUUGCAAAGAUUCAUUAAGUCCAGCAUGACAAUCCAAUAAGACGAUCGCUGUCAAAAAGGAAGCUAGCAAUUUUCUCUACCAAUCUUCUAGCAGUGAUUAGAUUUGUGAAUCCAAAUGGAUUAAUUCUAAGCCUGUGAUUUGCUGAAAGCAGAUGGUGGUGCUGAACACAUACCAUGUUGCCUUAUGUUGUGGACAUGUCUGGUAUUCUAAAGUUAGGGAGGGGUCAAACUUGAUUUCAUUGAGGGCUGCAUCAGAGUUGUGUUUGACCUGUGAGGGGGCAGUGGGCUCCGUUUUUGCUGGCAGAGGGCAGCAGGAGACUGUUGCAGCUGAAAACAGAGCCCGAGAAGGCCGUGCACAGUCCUCGCAAACUUCAUUUUCGCUGGCAGAGGCACUGGACUGGUCCUUCACUGUUUCCAGGGCAGCCCCGUGGACCAGCUUAGAUCUGGAGUUUGACACCCCUGCUCUAAGCUGCUGACUUCUUUGACAUUUAGAUAAAAUGUAUACAGUAACUGGAUGUUAAGUGCAGACUGCAGAGUAUUUUCUUGCCAUUUCUUGGCAUUUAAAAAAAAAAUAUUAUAUUGCUGCUAAAAAAAACCUUAAGCCUUAUUUUAAUAAAAUUUGCACAGGGCAAAAUAUUUCUAUGCAAGCUAUAACUUUUUUUUUUUUUUGCAGAAUACGUUUGUAAACUUUUGUUGACAAGCUAAAAAGAAAAAGGUUUUAAUAGUCUUAGGAAUAUAAUUAUUCCUAAAACUUGUGAUUGUAUAUUUUGUAAGUCAGUUUAAAAAAAAUGAAAACGGUAAAUUUCCAAAUGGUUUUUAAUGAAAUUUUAUUUGGUUCAAGAAAAUCUUCAUGGUACAUUCGUACGUUGGUUAAAUCUUUCUGAUGUACACUGAUCUGUUGCAAGAUGGCACUUUAUAGACGUGACUUUAAUAUAUUGCUCUACUAGAAUUAGAAGAAAAAAGAUUGUUUUCUGGGAUAAAUACAGUGCAACCUGUUACAAUUGGUGUAGAAUUCCUUAAGAACAUUUUCUUUUUUGAGUAAUGAGACCCAUUAGAAGAGUCCAGACAUGAUGAAUUGGUAUAUUAUAGCUGCAUUCCAGGUUGCGCUACUAAGAGUAAUUGUCCUUCCAGUGGUGAAGCUACCUUUGAGCAAUAAGUGGUUGAACAAUUGAAAGUCUUCAUUUUCUUUUUCAUUGGUGGAAAGGAGAAGCUAUUUUAGAACACGUGAAAAAAGGGCAUAAAGACAAAGCUGGAAAAAAACCUUUUCAUCUGUUUUUAAAUUAUAUUUAGAAGAACUAAUAAUUGCAGGGAGAAUUUGUAAUUCCUUUGGUAAGAGUUAAUAUAGCAUCUCUAAGCAUAGAAAGUAAAGGAGAAUCUGCCUUUGUAUUUGAUGAUUCAUCAAAAUAUUGCAGGAUAUAAAAACCUUCAUAUAGUCUGUCCUAAUUUUCAUGUUUGCUCAUACCGUAUCUCAGGUCUUUGCCCUUCCUUUGACUGUAGCGACUUGGGCAUUUUUCUUUAGACCUGAAUUUGUUCUCCAUAGCAAUUAUUUUGUGUAUAAUUACUCCAGACUAAGGAAAGAACUUAAGUAAUUUAAGCGCUAUACCGAUUAGUAGUCAGUUGAAGCCAGAAUGGUUCCUUUUUGAACUGAUGGGUAAAGAGUUAAAAAAGAGCAAUGGAAGCAUUAUUUUGAUAUACAGGUUUUCCUCGAUUUGCAACCAUUUGUUUAGCAACUAUUCAAAGUUACAACGGCACUGAAAAAAAAGUGACUUGUGAUCGGUUUUCACACUUAUGACCAUUGCAACAUUGCCACAGUUACGUCAUCGAACUUUGGUUGCUUGGCAGCCUGCAUGUGUUUAUGAUUCUGGGGUCCUGGGGUUAUCAUUUGCAACCAACUUAGAAAGCAAAGUCAAUGGGGAAAGCCAGAUUCGCUUAACAAAUCACCUGUUUCACUUAAUAGCUACAGUGAUUCAUUUAACAACCAUGGCAAAAAGUUCGUAAAAUGGGGCCCAACUCAUUUAACAGUUGUCUUGCUUAAGCAAUCGAACUUUUGGGCUCAAUUGUCAUAAAUCAAGGGCUAUUAUAAAGGCAAGAUUACUAUAGGCACAGUUUUGCUAUCAUGGAGGAAUGGUUGUUGAAAUUGGUGGAACUUGCCUAGAUGAUCAAAUUCACUUCUUUGAUUAGAAAAAAGGAUAAUAUCUACAUUUUUUGGUAACCUUAUUGAUUUUUUUAAUAUAGAAAAUGAUUUUGUGAUUUACGGUUUGAAGAUUAAAAGUUAAAGAAAAAAGGGAAUUUAUGAUUAUGUCAGUAGAGAGAGGCUUUAUUAGAAUUAUAUAUAUAACUGCAGAGGAGGAGAUUGGAAGUCACUUCUUUUGUUUUCUGUUUUUAUUAUUUUUUUCUCUUUCCUUUAUUUUUCACAUUUACUAAUUUUUUCUUUGAAUGUAUUUCUUAUUAUGUAUGUAAAAGCUUUUUAAUAAAAACUAUUUUGAAGAAAGUAA
Molecule: messenger RNA, 6466 nt
Organism: Ahaetulla prasina
Lineage: Eukaryota; Metazoa; Chordata; Lepidosauria; Squamata; Colubridae
Gene: FHIP1A
Product: FHF complex subunit HOOK interacting protein 1A
Exons: 14
Coding region: 654-3686 (1010 amino acids)
Source: RefSeq, a predicted model, not a curated record